AUGGAUGGCUCCUGCCGCGCCUCCAGCCUCCUCACCUUUGAGCACGCGCUUGGCGUGGCGGCCGCAGCCACGCUAGCUUCCGGGCUGUGGCUGUGGGCUUGGGGCCGGCGCUUGCCGCCCGGUGCGGCGCGCCUGGCGGCUGCGGCCCCAGUCGUCGCCAUCAACCUGCUGCUUCCAGUGCUGUUCUGCCGCUGGGAGCAGUGCACGACGAUACUGCUGCUCAGCUUCAACAACUCCUGGAUAGCAAACUUCAAGGCCCUCUGCUGGGCCGUUGGUCGCGGCGCGCUCUGCAUGCAGCACUUCACCCUCCCUCAGUUCCUGGCCGUCUACUGGACACCCAUCACGCCAGCCGUGUCGGCGCCCCGGCCAGGGACGCCGGCGGCGGCAGCCAAGGCGCGGUCUGUCGCCAAGGCCGCCGCCAACGGCCGCAGCUCAAACAGCAGCAGCGCGGCAGGUGGCGUGCACGCCGGCAAAUCAGACGGCGGCAGCCACGCGGGCACGGGGCUGCCCCGCCGCGGCAGCCAGGGGCGGCUGGGCGAGGACGCGGGCGGGCCAGGCGACAUGGUGGCUGCCUUCCUGGGCAAGCACGUGUUUGUGCUGCUCCUGAUCUACCUCCUGCAGUUUGAUCUGCCGGGCCUGGUGGAGUCGUUCGCCUGGCCCUGUACGCACUGCUGUCUCUCAUCAUGGACGGCCCCGCCGCUCUGGUUCAUCGGCGCCACGGGCCUGCGCGUGUCGCCCCACUUUGACCGCCCCUGGCGCUCCACCUCUGUCGCCUCCUUCUGGUCCAAGCGCUGGGACCUGGCGGCAGGCAACACCCUGCGACAGUUGGUGUACGAGUCGGUGGUGGAUGGCAGCCUGAUGGCACCGCCAGCGGGAGUGCCGCCGGCGCGGCCCAGCCCUGCGCGGCAGGCGCUCGGCACGGCGGCCACCUUUGCAGCCAGUGGGCUGAUUCAUGAAGCCAUUUUCUGGUACAUCACAGGGCGUACGACCAAUGGCAUCUGGUUCGCCUUCUUCUUCAUCCAGGCGCCCCUCAUCUUCGCCGAGCGCCUGGCGCUGUCGGCACUCAAGCGCCGCGGCAUCCUGCUGCCCGACUGGCUGCGUACCGCCAUCACCACGCUGUUGGUGGUGGGCACGGGGCAGUACAUGUUUUGGCUGCCAGCCAAGCGGUACGGGGUGACAGACUGCAUUGUGGGCAACACGCGGCAGGCCUGGCUGGCCAUCCUGCGCCGCGUCGGCAUCUCCCUGCCCAUCUGA
Molecule: messenger RNA, 1254 nt
Organism: Chlorella variabilis
Lineage: Eukaryota; Viridiplantae; Chlorophyta; Trebouxiophyceae; Chlorellales; Chlorellaceae
Exons: 4
Coding region: 1-1254 (417 amino acids)
Biological process (GO): lipid metabolic process
Source: RefSeq, a predicted model, not a curated record